Molecule: messenger RNA, 1143 nt
Organism: Folsomia candida
Lineage: Eukaryota; Metazoa; Arthropoda; Collembola; Entomobryomorpha; Isotomidae
Exons: 3
Coding region: 9-1094 (361 amino acids)
Source: RefSeq, a predicted model, not a curated record
UUCUUAUUAUGAUGAAAUCCUCCAAAUUUUCUGGACAGCCCAAACGACCACCCUGGAAGCCAUGGGGUGGUCCGAUCCAUCUUGGAAAUAAAACGCUGAGCUACGAGAAUAACGGCGUACACAACUCGGAUUUCGAAGUCCAACCUGCAAAGAGUUCUUCAUUCCGACACCAAAGACGGGUGACCUUUGAAAAUUUUAGCCACGUCCCGCGUCCCAUUUUACUGAAACAACAAGAAGAAAAACACUACGAAGAUAACAUUAAGUCACGCAAUCUGGGAGUCUCGCACCAACUUUUGCAUCAGUUCAAGCCCAAAGGUCCAAGGAAAGUGAUUUUACCCGAAAAGAAGUUGAUUUCAGAGACGCAUUCCUCUUUUCGCAUUCCUGGAAAGGAGAAGUCGAUUCCCAUUCGUCACAGUGGUUACAAAACCAUCAUCGACAUGACUGCCUCAACCUCUUCAAGCAACAACGCCAACAAGUUGUUGUAUGAGAGGGACCCAGCCCAGCGAGGUGAAGUGAUGCACUCUCUGGAUGCAGAUGCUGUAGCAAAAAUUCAUGACAUGAAGUCGCAAAUUCUGGCUGGAAACUAUGUGUCUAUGACCGAUAUCACUGCAUUGAAAAUGAAACUUGGGCGGUAUCAGGAGGGUGUGUUUGAGAAACCAGAUCCUCUUCUGUCCAGCGGAAUUCCUCAAAACAUCCGCAAACGUCGAAGGAUUGUGGCGAGGAAGCCAAUAUUUUGUGAGAAGGGAAUUGUCCACGUCCCCACACCGCACACUACUCAGCCAGAGAUCAACACAUUCGGAACGCCAGCUGAUCUAAGAAUAUCAUUGUCCAAUUCAGACACGAAUCCAGAGUUUAAUGGGCGUAGAAGGUUUUACUUUGACUUUACUGGAUUUCUAGAUGAUGACAUUAAACUGUAUUUGGAAGGAAGUCGAAGAUUGGUUAUCCGAGGAGAACGUCCAGAAAGGUCUGAAAAACCUGCAUUAAAAGUGACUGACUUUAUUGACCUUCCAAGAGAUUUGCCCGUCGACAAUUUACGCAUCGUGCGUGAUCUUUUUGGAACCCUUAUUAUUGAAGAAGCUUGGAAGUUUUUGUAGUGCUUUGCCAAAUUGUCAGUGAUGUCAAUAAAAACAUACUCAUCUCACA